CCUCCAUCUCUAUCUCUAUCUCCACCUCAGUCAGCGCCGGGAUCGCUCAACGCGAGAAUAGAGGACAUUGUCCCGCGUCUGUUGUCAGUAACCGUCCCGCUCUUCCCUCUUCUUCUCCAGGACACCGCGGUCUCCACAGCCUGCCGUCCCCGCGACCGCGCGCCCCCUGCGCUGCGACGCCCCGCGCCGGGUCGCUCCGGUCGCAUUCCCCUGGAGAGCAGCAGGUUCCUCCCCUGGAAGCUGGAUGAAUCAUUGUGGAGUUGGGAACAAGUGCGAGAAGAAAGCCGAGGCUCGGGAUCUGCCUCCUCGCUGCGUCCAGAGAAGAGAAGAAGACUCGGCCAGAGGGGACGAUCAUGGAGGGGACGUCCCUGUGUCUGUCCUUUGUCAUUUUACUCCUGCAAUGUUCCCCGUCUGUCCCUGUUACCGUGUCGACCACCAAACACAAGGUGGAGGUGCGUGAGUUCUCAGACGCGGUGCUGACCUGCCUGUUCCGCACUGAGCGAGACCAGAGUCCACGCAUCGAGUGGAAGAAGAGGGGCAAAGAUGUUUCCUUCGUCUACUUUGACGGACAAUUCCGAGGUGACCGAAGAGCGUGACUUUGUUUUUCCUG
Messenger RNA from Solea senegalensis (Senegalese sole), 610 nucleotides. RefSeq names its product junctional adhesion molecule 2A-like. Gene Ontology annotation, biological process: leukocyte tethering or rolling. NCBI's taxonomy places the organism in Eukaryota, Metazoa, Chordata, Actinopteri, Pleuronectiformes, Soleidae. The transcript is spliced from 3 exons. The record is from RefSeq and is a predicted model, not a curated record. Gene Ontology annotation, cellular component: tight junction; cell surface; protein complex involved in cell adhesion. The coding region runs from base 354 to 596 and encodes 80 amino acids.